Helobdella robusta is the source of this 1518-nucleotide messenger RNA. RefSeq lists its product as hypothetical. Gene Ontology annotation, cellular component: nucleolus. The transcript has 13 exons. Gene Ontology annotation, biological process: ribosomal large subunit assembly; Notch signaling pathway. Lineage: Eukaryota; Metazoa; Annelida; Clitellata; Rhynchobdellida; Glossiphoniidae. The record is from RefSeq and is a predicted model, not a curated record. Gene Ontology annotation, molecular function: protein binding. Bases 1 to 1518 code for a protein of 505 amino acids.
AUGGCUAAGUCAGACACAGCUCCCAAAAGAAAAAUUAAAUUUAAAGAAGAGAUAUCUAGUAAAGUAAACAUCAUUGACGAAACUAAGGAUGUGUUAAUACAGUUGAAAGAUGAGGCGGGUGAGACACUUGGCAGCACAUUCAACUUACCACUGAACACAAGUGUAGAGAAAUUACAAAAUAUCUGUAAAAAAUUAAAAAAUGAGGAUGACAGACAGCUGUAUUCAUUUUUUCUAAAAAAUGUAGAAAUAUCAACAAGUCUCUAUGAAACAAUAAAAGAUGAUAGAACGAUCGACUGUGAGUCGGUGCUUGACAUCAUCUACCAGCCUCAAGCAAACUUCAAAGUUCUGGCCGUGACGAGAUGUUCCAGUAGCAUCCCUGGUCAUGCUGGUGCCAUUCUCGAUGUUCAAUGCAGUCCCGACGGCAGAUAUCUAGCAAGUAGUUCAGGCGAUACGACUGUCAGGUUCUGGGAUGUCAACACAGAUACGCCGCAGUUUAUGUGCAAAGGUCACAAACAUUGGGUCCUGUUUGUCGCCUGGUCACCUUGUGGUAGGAAGCUGGCUUCAGGCUGCAAGAAUGGUUUGGUGAUGAUAUGGGAUCCAACAACAGGCAAACAGAUUGGUCGACCAUUGUCAGGACACUCAAAAUGGAUCAUGUCGAUUGUGUGGAAACCACUGCAUCUAGAUGGUUCGUCAAGGAUUCUCGCCAGCUCAUCCAAAGAUGCCACAAUUCGGAUAUGGGAUACAGUGCUGGGAACUUGUUUGAUGAUUUUAUCUAGCCACCUACAAUCUGUCACCUGUAUAAGGUGGAGUGGUGCAAAUUUGAUCUACUCGUCCUCACAGGAUAGGACUAUCAAAGUCUGGCAACCUGAUAAGGGCACCUUAUGUAGGACCCUGGAAGGACAUGGGCAUUGGGUCAAUCAUGUUGCACUCAACACUGACUACGUGAUGAGAACAGGAGCAUUCGAUCCUGCCGACGCCAACAAAAGAAAUAGAUUAGACUCGAGUUCCCAGUUAGAUGGUUUGUUGAUAAAAAAUUUAACAAAACGUGAACAGAAAUUGUGUCCCGAGAAGAUGGUGUCCUGUUCAGACGACCACACUAUGUCUCUUUGGCAACCUGAACAAGACAAGAAACCUCUGUGCAAGAUGGUUGGCCACCAACAGGCCAUCAAUGAAGCAGUUUUCUCACCAGAUGGCAGAUUGCUAGCCAGUGCAUCCUUCGAUAAAUCAGUCAAACUCUGGAAUGGUGUGUCUGGAACGUUCAUAGUAACAUUGAGGGGCCACAUUCAGGAAGUGUAUCAGGUGUGCUGGUCAGCAGAUAGCAGGAUGCUAUGCAGUGCCAGUGCUGACUCGACAUUGAAGGUGUGGGACAGCAAAGGCAAGCUCCUGUACGACCUGCCCGGACAUGCCGAUCAGGUGUACGCACUGGAUUGGAGUCCUGAUGGACAGAGAGUCGUCAGCGGCGGGAAGGACAAAGUGCUCAAAGUGUUAGUCAUGAUGAUGAUGACGACGUCGUUGUAG